Messenger RNA from Nothobranchius furzeri (turquoise killifish), 3257 nucleotides. RefSeq names its product ELL associated factor 1 (gene eaf1). The record is from RefSeq and is a predicted model, not a curated record. NCBI's taxonomy places the organism in Eukaryota, Metazoa, Chordata, Actinopteri, Cyprinodontiformes, Nothobranchiidae. Gene Ontology annotation, molecular function: transcription elongation factor activity. Gene Ontology annotation, biological process: transcription elongation by RNA polymerase II; regulation of DNA-templated transcription. Gene Ontology annotation, cellular component: super elongation complex.
UUUCACUUAACACCGAAAAAGCUGCAGUCGCGUGACGUAAGUGUUGUUUUGCUAAAGGUUAGCAUCUGCAAGCUAACUUUAUCUUUAUUUAGAUUAUCAUCUCCGGUAGUUGCUGGAUAUAGCUCUGUUUUUCGGUUGUAACACAAAUGUAAAAUUUAAUCCGGUUUCAACCAGACGAAGUCAUGAACGGAAACACAAAUCCACUGCUGGACAAAGAGGAACAUGUUCUGAAGCUCGGAGAGAGCUUCGAGAAAAGGCCAAAAUCAUCUUUUCACACCAUCAGAUAUGACUUCAAACCAGCAUCGAUCGACACGAGCUGUGAGGGAGAGCUACAAGUUGGGAAAGGAGAUGAAGUUACCAUAACACUACCUCAUAUUCCAGGCUCCACGCCUCCAAUGACGGUAUUUAAAGGAAACAAGCGGUUGUAUCAGAAGGAUUGUGUGCUCAUCAUUAACCACGACACGGGGGAAUUUGUCCUGGAGAAGCUCAGCAGCAGCAUCCAGGUCAAGAAAACAAGGGCGGAGGGCAGCAGUAAGAUCCAGGCCCGAAUCGAGCAGCAGUCCGUCCGUUCCUCCCAGACAAGCUCUCAGUUCCGAGCCCCGACCAAACCAGGGGCCGGGAACAAAACCUCACCCUCCCACACGAAGGACAACCCGUCCCCAGAGCCUCAGCUGGAUGACAUCAAACGAGAGCUGCGGGCGGAGGUGGAGGUGAUCGAGCAGAUGAGCAGCAGCGGCAGCAGCUCGUCCGAUUCAGCCAGCGGCUCGGGGAGCGGCGACGACAGCAGCAGUAGCGAUGGUGAGCACGACGCCCCCCCGCAACCGCUCAGCCAGACCUCCCCCAGCUGCACCCCCAUCACCAACGGCGGAGGAGACCGGCAGCAGGGCAACAACCAGCUCAUGAACACACUCCGAAGCGAUCUUCAGCUCAGCGAGUCGGGCAGCGAUAGUGAUGACGACUGAAGUCGCUCUCCUCCUCCACACUCCUCCUCCUCCUCGCUUCCUGGUUCUUGCGUUCACUUGCUGUGAUUUUUGACCUCAGCUUUAAGUUUCUGGUUUGACUGUAUUUUUUUAACAUUUUAUUUUAUUAUAGCCACCCAGAAACCUUAGGAUAGCAUUUUAUUAGAUGUGCAUUUUGUUUUGUAUAGGAAAAAACAGAGUUUUACUUUAGGAUGUAGAAGAUUAUAAAGAGUGUUCAGACAUAUUUUAAGUACUUAUAAAAAACACUAGUUUUAUCUGCAUAAUUGAUCUAUUUUUCUCCUUUUUUAUGAUGAGGCUAGUAUGAAAAAGCUUUUUCCCUGUAGUGGAAGUCUUCUCUCCAUGCGUAUUAGUGUUUUAUUAGUUGGAUGAAAAAACAGCAAAAAAAUAGAAAAAUCAGCAAAACUCUGCAACAAGUAACAAUUUUAAAAAAUGCACUUUUUUCCUCCCAAGUCUUAACAGAGAAGGUGCCGAUUAUUGUGGAUGGAUUAUUUCAUUCAUUCCCAAAACAUUUCCUUAUAACUAAUUUGAUAAUGUAUAUUUUUAUUAGUCUUUGGGAAUGUCCGACGUUGCUUUAGGUUCUGAAACAACACGUCAAAAUUCAACUCAUGCUGGUUAAAAUUUUGUUGAAUUGAAUAAUUAAACAAUAAAUGUCUUGCAGUUAUUUUUCCGGCCACAAGGGGGCAGCAAAAGACCCCGAACCACAAAUGUGUUUUUACUUUUUCUGGUGACCUUCUAAUUUCAGCUUUAAUUUGGUUUCUAAAAACAUUUUAGGAAGAUAGUUCUUAUUUGAUUGAAACAUCAAAAAAUACAAAUAAACCCUAAAAUAAUGCACAAUUUUUUAGAGAUGAAUUCAAAACUACGGGUUCAGAAAAGCUAAAAUGUUUUGUUGAAUUCUUUUAAUUAACCACAUCAGAGGUCAGAUAACAAGCAGUUACCAUGGAGACAAGAAAUGAUGACAAAUCAGGUUUUCUGAUGAGAAAGAAAACAAAUGUAGUUAGUUUCAGACAAGUUUUUUUUCCCUUUUUAACAAAUAUUCCAUCAUUUCUGAUUCUGAAUGAAACCACUCCGUAUUACAUUUUAAUGCCUUGCAGCGUUUCAGUGAAGACAUGGGGGUGAAUGUAUUAGUUCAGAAAUAAGCCAAAGAGUUGAUCUCAUGUAAAAGAUAUGCAGGAGUUCAUAUGUAAUGGUGUUGAAUGGUUGUGUUUCUGCGUUUGUUUUUUUUUUUGUUUUUGUUUUGUUUUUUGUUAACCGCACCAGUGACAUCAGCGCCUUUUCCUUUAAUCUGCAGAUUUUAUGACAUAAGUAAACAUAAUAAUAACAAUAACAAUAAUAAUACUGACCGUUUGAGGUUAAAACAAAAUUAAAUUUGUUAAAAACAUUAAAAAACUAGUUGUUGCUAAAUGCUGACCACUGGAACUUGGUGGCAGAUUUAGAUCAAAUAUAACUGGAUGCAGCUGCUGGUUUUUAGUGCCGUUUGAUCUGGUUUUGUAGAAUUCUGCCUUCCUACGCAAAUGGUUUUAAUGACUUUGGCUCAUUUAAAAAAAAAGCGAGCUGCAGAAAUCAUCACUCAAGAGGUUUUUUUCUAAGCAGAUGUUUGGAUUUGAACAAAGUCCUUCCCUUCCACUGAUGGUGAUGUUCUGGCUGAGCUGUGUUAAGUGUUAAUGUCUGUGAAAAUGGUGUUAAAUGAUGUUGUUGGUAUAAAUAUUAACACAUUAAGAAUGGCGGCCCCACGCUUUCUUUUCUGUAUUCUUAUUAAUCACAUAAAUCCCAGUUUUGUUGUGAAUGGUGCUGAUGCUACAGGACGGUUACUGCUAGAGAAGACAAUAGAUCAUUUAAAAUUUUCUUUUAUUCAUUUUGAAAAGUUGUGAUUCAUAAAUCUGCCCAUUGUUGAUGUGUUAAACACAAUAGUGUCAAAGAAUAGAAAUAUAACAUUUUCUUUAGGGUGAGAAACUUUAUUUUUUUGGACAUAAAAAUCAGUUAUUUUGAUUUGUUCCUCUCAUUUGUCCUUGUGGUGACUCGCUAAGCAAUCAAAGCAAAAACUGCACCAACUACUGGAAAUUUAGUCUAAACGAGUACUUUUACUGUUCUAAAAUCUCAGAAUUGUGAACUGGACUUUAAACAUCUUCAGCCUGUUUUUACUUCUAUUAUAAGUGGAAGAAUGAACAUCCAGACGGUGCUCUGCAACACCAUUUUGUUGUGUUUUUUUUUUACUUCAAAGCUUGUUUUUGUGACACCUAUUCUGUACAAAGCUGAAGUUAUUAAAAUCUUGCAGAAGUC